AUGCCUUCCACUGCUGCAGCCUGCACAGCAGCAGCAGCAACAGCAGCAGCAGCAGCAGCAACAGCAGCAGCAGCAGCAGCAGCAGCAGCAGCACAAAUUCCUUUGCUGUUUUUCCCUGUCUCCUUAUCACCCUCCCCAUACAACCACCGUGGGCAGCAGCAGCAGCAGCAGCAGCAGCAGCAGCAGGAGCAGCAGCAGCAACAGCAAGAACAGCAGCAGCAGGACGAAGGGUUUACACCCGCAGACAACCACAAAUAUAUAAAACCACCAGAAGAUACACACAUCAGACAUACCUGCAGCGGCUACAUCACACACACAGCAGCAGCAGCAGCAGCAGCAGCAGAUGCAGCAGCAGCAGCAGCAGCAGGAGCAGCAGAUGCAGCAGCAGCAGCAGUAGAUGCAGCGGCAGCAGCAGCAGGAGAUGCAGCAGAUGCAGCAGCAGCAGCAGCAGCAGCAGCAGAUGCAGCAGCAGCAGCAUGA
Eimeria mitis is the source of this 480-nucleotide messenger RNA. RefSeq lists its product as uncharacterized. Lineage: Eukaryota; Apicomplexa; Conoidasida; Eucoccidiorida; Eimeriidae. The record is from RefSeq and is a predicted model, not a curated record. Gene Ontology annotation, molecular function: ice binding. The transcript is spliced from 2 exons. Bases 1 to 480 code for a protein of 159 amino acids.